UCCAAAAUGCACAAAGCAAGAAGCAAAUAGCCUUCAGGAAUUUCAGACUAGGUUCUUUUCUGGCAGAGAGGUUCUAUCCCUUCCCUGCUCUCGUGUUCGCGUGGGUGUCCCUUGGAAAGUUUGGCAUUGAUGUUAAGAUGCUGGCAAUGAUUUCUACACAUUUACUGAAAAGAAAACAAAAAACACGUCUAAAAACCUAGCUUAUUUUCUAGCCCCUAUAUGCCUCCAUUUAAAAACCGAGAGAACCAAAGGACUCUUUUUAUGCCGUUCCCAGGGGCUGUCCCGGAGCUCUCCGUGCGGGCAGGACGCGUCCGCCGGUGCCGGUCCCGCCCCCGAGCUGCGCUCCCGCCGCGGGGCUGAGCGGCGGUGCCGGCCGCCAAUGGAGCGCGGGCGGCGGGCGCGCUUCCCCCGCCCCGGCGGCGCGCACGGGGGCGCGGCCCCGGCGCAUGGAGGCGAUGCCCUGCCAGAACCAGCGCCUCGGCCCGCGGCCGCAGGAUGAGCCUCCCGCAUCCGCCACGACCACGGCGAGCGGCGGAUCCCGGCUGAUCCGCUUCGCCGAGCCCAGCGAAGAUAGCGGCUGCCCCAGCCCGGACAGCAGCAGCACCAGCAGCAGCAAUGGGGUGGUGGCGGCGGCGCCGGUCCCCGCCGGGGAGGGCUGCGCGCCGGCCAUCGGGCCGCAGCUGAAGCUGCUGCCCAUGAACGACCAGCUGCGGGAGCUGCAGACCAUCAUCAGGGACAAGAAAUCCAGUAGAGGAGACUUCGUAUUUUCUGCUGAUCGUCUGAUCAGACUCGUGGUUGAAGAGGGACUGAAUCAACUGCCCUACACAGAAUGUACCGUGACCACUCCAACAGGACACAAGUAUGAAGGAGUCCGAUUUGAAAAGGGAAACUGUGGGGUCAGCAUCAUGAGAAGUGGGGAGGCCAUGGAGCAGGGCCUGCGGGACUGCUGCAGAUCCAUCCGCAUCGGGAAAAUCCUGAUCCAGAGCGACGAGGAGACCCAGAGAGCCAAGGUGUACUACGCCAAGUUCCCCCCAGACAUCUACAGGAGGAAAGUGCUGCUCAUGUACCCGAUCCUGAGUACUGGGAACACAGUCAUUGAGGCCGUCAAAGUGCUCGUGGAACACGGGGUCCAGCCCAGCGUCAUCAUCCUGCUCAGCCUCUUCUCCACACCUCACGGUGCCAAAUCCAUCAUCCAGGAAUUCCCAGAAAUCACCAUUUUAACUACAGAAGUGCAUCCUGUUGCACCAACACACUUUGGACAGAAGUACUUUGGGACAGACUGACAGUCCUGGAGCAACUGGAUAUGACUCUAAGGCAUUACAAGAGGUUUUUUUUUAUAUUUUAUUACUGUUGAGUUGGCCAAGGGCAUGUUUAAAAACCUUUUUGGCCAACUAACUUAGGGUAGUGCUGGCCUGAACAGGGAUCAGGUACAGUGACAAAGCACUCUGGUUCCACCGACAAGCAUCUCCAUGUUGGGGUUCUAUAAUUGCCACACUCUGCUUUAACCUAUUUAUUCUUCUCCAGCCUGCCUGUGGCCACCUGCAAGAGCAAAAUAAACCCAACUA
Molecule: messenger RNA, 1565 nt
Organism: Cinclus cinclus
Lineage: Eukaryota; Metazoa; Chordata; Aves; Passeriformes; Cinclidae
Gene: UPRT
Product: uracil phosphoribosyltransferase homolog
Exons: 7
Coding region: 447-1283 (278 amino acids)
Source: RefSeq, a predicted model, not a curated record